AUGCUGUUUCUCUCCCUUCUUCCCGGCUUGCUAGCCGUUUGUGCUGCUUCACCCCUCGCAAGUCCUGCUGUCGUUCAUGAGAGUCGAGCUUCGUUGCCGAACGGAUGGACUAAACGGGAGGCGCUCGACAGAAGAGCCGUACUUCCUAUGCGUAUUGCGUUGACUCAAAGCAAUCUGCACAAAGGAGAGGACUGGUUGAUGGAAGUCUCUCAUCCUGAAUCCGAGAAGUAUGGCAAUCAUUGGUCCACCGAUGACAUUGUCUCCGCAUUCGCGCCAAGCCAGCAUACUGUCGACUCGAUCAAGGCUUGGCUCAACUCCGAAGGCAUCGAAAGCCAGCGCAUUGAACAGUCCACCAGCUUGGGCUGGUUGACAUUCCACGCCACGGUCGAUGAAGCGGAGGCCCUGCUGAACGCCAAGUACCAUGUCUAUGACCACGAAGAAACCGGCACACAACACGUUGCCUGUGAUUCGUACAGCGUCCCAGCCGCACUUCAGAACAAGAUCGACUUCAUUACUCCCACGCUCCAUUUCGACGUCAAGCUCAAGGCGAAGAGGGACGACCAGGAACUAAGCUCCAGGGACACCACCAAGAAUACCAAUAUCAGACCUGGCAGCCCAAGCAGCGGCAAUCUUCCGAAGAAGAGAUUGACGCUAAUUUGUUCUCAGAUCACGCCAAAUUGCCUCCGCGCGCUCUACAAAUUCCCUCCAGGAAUCUCUGCGAAUCCUAAGAACAGCUAUGGUAUCGUCGAGUACACGCCACAGGCCUAUGUACCUUCGGAUCUGGACCUGUUCUUCAAGAACUUCAGCACCUCCCAGGUUGGGAACCGUCCCAUGCUUGACUCCAUCGACAACGGCGUGGUUCAACAAGACCAAAUGGGCUUCCAAUACAACGGCGAGAGCAACCUGGAUCUCGAGUAUGCAAUGGCACUUGUCUACCCUCAGAAGGUUACACUGUAUCAAGUAGGUGAUCUGGUCCAAGGAGCGAGCUUCAACAACUUCCUCGACGGAAUCGACAAAGCCUACUGUACUACCGAUGGAGGCGAUGAUCCAACUCAAGAUGGCAUCUACUCUUCUGACAACUGCGGCAAAUUCGCAGCCACGAAGGUCAUCAGCACUUCAUACGGAUACAAUGAGGCCGAUUUGACGCCGGCUUACGAACGGAGACAGUGCAACGAGUACAUGAAGCUCGGUCUUCAAGGUGUAUCCGUGCUUUACUCGAGCGGUGAUUACGGCGUUGCCGGCAAUGGAGGCCAAUGCAUCGCGGCGGACGGAUCUUAUCAGAACGGGACGCUUGGAGGCCGUUUCAACCCUGUCAUCUACUCCGGUGGCGGAUUCUCAAAUGUCUUCCCACUGCCAAACUAUCAAUCAGGAGCCGUCAGCGGCUGGUUCCAGAACCACAACCCUACUCAGUACACUGCUGCGCAAUACAACAACAGCAUGCAGACCCGUGGCUACCCUGACAUCAGUGCGAACGGCGCCAACUACGUCGUUGCGAUAGACGGAACAUGGUCUCUGGUUUACGGUACCUCAGCAUCCUCCCCGACCCUGGGCUCCAUCUUGACUCUGAUCAACGAGGCGAGAAUCGACCUUGGCAAGAGCUCGAUCGGCUUCAUCAAUCCGGUGGCCUACUCGAAUCCGAACCUUUUUAACGACAUCACCGAGGGUGGCAAUCAAGGCUGCAACACCCCGGGUUUCUCUGCGACUACUGGAUGGGAUCCUGUGACCGGGCUUGGAACUCCAAUCUUCCCUAAGAUGCUGUCGUACUUCCUUAAGUUGAAGUGA
Messenger RNA from Zymoseptoria tritici IPO323, 1782 nucleotides. RefSeq lists its product as uncharacterized. Gene Ontology annotation, molecular function: serine-type endopeptidase activity; tripeptidyl-peptidase activity. The transcript is spliced from 6 exons. Bases 1 to 1782 code for a protein of 593 amino acids. The record is from RefSeq and is a predicted model, not a curated record. Gene Ontology annotation, biological process: proteolysis. Lineage: Eukaryota; Fungi; Ascomycota; Dothideomycetes; Mycosphaerellales; Mycosphaerellaceae.